Molecule: messenger RNA, 2946 nt
Organism: Saccharomyces cerevisiae S288C
Lineage: Eukaryota; Fungi; Ascomycota; Saccharomycetes; Saccharomycetales; Saccharomycetaceae
Gene: RTP1
Product: Rtp1p
Exons: 1
Coding region: 1-2946 (981 amino acids)
Cellular component (GO): cytoplasm
Source: RefSeq, marked reviewed
AUGAAUGAGGAUAAAGAGCAAAAGAUCAACAUACACGAUAUAUUGAAUACAAGACCGAAGCUCACCAAAAAGACAGCCCUAGAUGUUUUCUUCGAAGAUCUGGAUGACAAUGUAAUUACUCCCAUAAACGAAUAUGUUCUUGAUUCAGGCUCAUCAUCAUCCUCUUCCAUUUAUCAGGCGUUGAAGUGCUCAAAUAACAAUGAGUUUGUUGCAGUACUUUUACAGAAAUUCCAGAAUUUGCACAUUCACGUACUAGAACAGCAACGGAGGCUCAUCGAAAGUAAAAGUGACUUAUUGCCUAUCUCAUUGCAUGAUAUGAAAUACGUAGACGAACUGAUAAAUCUUUUGAUUAUUCAUGGUAUAGAUGCUAAUUUGUCUCCUACGAUGAAAAUUCCAUUCGAUUCGAAAAGAAUAAAUACUUUCAAGAAGGGCCAAAAAAGCGCAGAAUAUGAAACGCCUCGAUGGCACACCAUAAAUAACGAUACUUUAUCUCAAGUCAUAACUGUCUUUUAUAAUGUUCUAACUAGUGAGAGGUCUUCUGACUACCUGAGAGAAAUAAUAUCAAAAGGCAGUGCUUACGCAAACAUUUUAUUAGGUUUGAUUGUGUUACAUUUGCAGUUGCCUAAUAGGUACUCUUCACAAAUGAUUACAAAUCUAGAAGAUACUCAAGAAACUUAUACUUUGUUUGGGGUUUACACUCUACUAGUAGAAACAAUUCAAGACGAAAAGGUUAGGGAGCCAAUCCUUUCGAAGUUAACAACGUUAACUCUACGAAGACCGGAAAAUGGUCUGAUCAGCUUGAUUGAUUUCGUUUUGGGUGUGAGAGAUGCUGAAGAUAUAGAUAUUGAAAAGUUUAACCGUAUCUACCAAAUUUUGAUGAGUAAGCCAAAAACAAUGACAAAUUUGCAAUACUUGACGGAACUAUUCAAGCAAAUUUAUGAUGGUCUCACCUUUGUGAACAGGCCUAUCCUGGUCACUUGUUUGAACGGACUAAUCCUUAAAUUUUACCUGAGGAAUAAGAGGAUUGUUAACGAUUUUUUGUUUAAGAAGGUCCGCUCCAUUAUCUUUAAUUCCCCGUUAACUGAUCAUACAGCAAAGGAACUGAACGAUGUUAUAAACGUUCUUAUAUCUUUAUCCAAAAAUUCUUCAUCGGAUUUGCUGAAUGAUUUAGUUACUAGUUGCCCUGAUGAAGACGGUACUACGCCUGGACAGUUCUUUUUAUAUGUAUGGAUAUAUGCUCUUUUUUUGAAGAAAAACCAAAAACUAGACCCAUUAGAAAUAAACAAAUUGUCUAUUUCAGAUAAUAAAAGCACAGACAGCAUACAUUUUCCAGAGCAAUCUUCCUCAAAGUAUUACGAGGUUGUAUUAUCAUUAUUAAAAUCUCUAAUAGUCAUAACAGAAAAUUUUCAAUAUCUAAAUGUACUGAGCCUUAACUUACUGAAUUUUGAGCACGAGAAAUGGAAGUAUUUAAUUGAUCUUGAUACUCAGCUACCCUACAUAUCGGUUAAAAACACAGAUAUGGCAGAGUUGUUUUUCGAAAAAGGAUCCAAAAACUCUCAAAUUUCUGAGUUUCUUCAAGAUAUGGACCUUUCGAUAGAAUUAUUUAUGGAAUUUUUAGUGCUGCUAAAUGAUGAGGAACAAUCAAAGACUUUAUUUUUAGAUAUUCUGAAAAGAUGGGUCCAUCAUACAAAAAAAAGUGAAAAAAGAUCUUCCGAUAAUCAUAGCGGGAUGCCAAGCGUUACAGAUAACGCGUUAAUACUCAUGGACUUGAAACUUUUGGAAUGUAUGAACAACCGAUUUAAAACCAAGAUUGUUAAUAAACCUAAGGACGUUCUUAUUGUUAUUGAUCAAUUGAUAGAUGUUGUUCAGGAAAAAGAUGAAACAAUACAGGAAGUAGAAGCAGAUUCUGACGACGAAGUUGAAGAAGGAGAAGAAACAGAAGAAUUGGAUCCAAAUGAAAAUUCUUCCUACAAAAUUAUCUUGCAGUUAUUAUCAACCGUCCUUUCAGAAUCGUCCAGUAGUAUAUUAUUGCAAAACAGUUAUAUAUUGAAAUCCAUUUCUAGAAAAUUACAAUCUUUCAACACUAAUGCUUCCGAAAUAGAUGCAUUAUUGGCAUCAAUAGAUAAUAUAUUGAUUAACGGACAUACUACGGAAAGGAACGACAACAUAGAAAUUGAGAUGGAUGAGGAAAGGCUUGACAAAGCGAUAACUAGUCUACAUGAUCCUUUAGUGCCCAUAAAAUCUUAUGGUUUAACAGAACUACGUCAUCUAGCUGAAAAGAAGUCUCCAGUAAUUUCACUGGAAAAGGUGUUGCAAAUACAUUUAGAUUAUUUAAAGAAUAUGGACCCUUUCAUUUAUCUCAACGUUAUUAAAGGACUUACAACGCUAUGUGAAUUAGAGCCAGAAACCAUAUUGCCUCUACUUGCAGAAUUUUAUGCUAACAAAAAAAAGAAAAACAGAUUAGAUGAUGUGCUGAAAGUUGGAGAAGUGUUCAUCAAUUACAUUCAACGUCAGAACGAAUUGUUCCAGGGUAAAUUGGCUUAUCUGAUUAUAGAUACCUGUCUUAGUAUUGUGAGGCCAAAUGAUAGUAAACCAUUGGACAAUAGAUGGCGUAUGUCAUCCAUGUCAAUCUUAGGUAUGUGCCUUCAAAUCAACGCCAGGGGUGUCUCGGAUAGAAUUCGCGAUAUGCUGGAUUGUGUAUUUGGAAUAUUGCAAUUAGAACAACCACAAAAUCAUUUGAAGGACAAGGAUGAUUCUUUUUUGAUGAGAAGAAGUGCCGUACACUUGAUACAUGAUUUGUUGUACAGUACAGGAUUUGAUUUACUUCCCUUUGAGUACAACUACGAUAAGCUAAAAACACUAUUAUCUUACGUUCGUGAUCAAGAUGAAGAUUACAUGGUUUGUGAACAGAUUGACAAGCUUUUAACCGUACUAGAUAGUUUAUAA